Molecule: messenger RNA, 2476 nt
Organism: Tachysurus vachellii
Lineage: Eukaryota; Metazoa; Chordata; Actinopteri; Siluriformes; Bagridae
Product: protocadherin gamma-A11-like
Exons: 1
Coding region: 65-2476 (803 amino acids)
Biological process (GO): homophilic cell-cell adhesion
Cellular component (GO): plasma membrane
Molecular function (GO): calcium ion binding
Source: RefSeq, a predicted model, not a curated record
UUAUUACAACCUUUAACCCAAUGUCAUUUUGAGUUUUUUGAUUCAUUAAAAAAUAUCGUCCACAAUGGACGACGGCGGACAAAGGCGAAAAUGGGAGUAUUGUUGGAUUGCGCUAUGCUACUCUUUGCUGUUGUGCUUCGUGGAGCACGUUUUCGGUCAGAUAAGGUAUUCUGUCCCCGAGGAGAUGAAAGAAGGUUCAGUUGUGGGAAACAUUGCUAAAGAUUUGGGUCUUGAUGUCAACACUUUGAUGGACAGACGAUUACGUAUCGUUUCUGGAUCUAAGGACGCGCUUUUCAAGGUAAACCCGGACAAUGGAAUAUUAUACGUUGAAAAGAAAAUCGACAGAGAAAAAAUAUGUGACGGUGAUUAUGUCUGCUUGCUAAACAUAAAAAUUGCUGUUGAGAAUCCACUUAAUAUUCAUUACAUUGGAAUUGAAAUAACUGAUAUCAACGAUCACGCGCCCAGUUUUGCAGAUGAACACUUACAUUUAGAAGUAGCAGAAAAUAAAGCUCCAGGUGCGCGACUUGAUUUGCAACCAGCGCGUGAUACAGAUAUUGGAGUUAAUUCUAUUAGAACUUACAAAUUAAGUCAUAAUGAACAUUUUACUUUAGAAAUAAGAGAUGUUGUUGAGGAUAAAAUUCCGUCGCUUGUGUUACAAAAAUAUUUGGAUCGGGAAAGUGUCCAUGAACAUCGAUUACUUUUAACGGCACUAGACGGUGGAAAUCCACCAAAAUCUGGGACUCUUAACAUAACUAUAACUGUCCUUGAUAUAAAUGACAAUCAGCCUGUGUGCAGUCAAGAUGUUUAUUCUUUAUCUUUACCUGAAAACGUCUCUGUCGGGAAGGUUGUAAUGAGAGUGAAUGCUACUGACCCGGAUGAAAGCAGCAAUGGAGAAGUAGAGUAUUCAUGGGGUAGAAAUACAAAAAGUAAAAUCCAAGAUAUUUUUCAUGUAGACCACAUUUCUGGUGAAAUUAAAGUCAAAACGGAGAUCGAUUUUGAGGAUAUUCAGAUUUAUAGAUUAAACAUACAAGCUUCUGAUAAAGGACAGCCUCCGCUCUCUGUCGACUGCAGGGUUAUCAUCAAAAUAAUAGACGUGAACGACAAUAAACCUGAAAUAGAAGUAACCUCAAUACUAAACAUUGUUCCAGAGGACUCUAAACCAGGUACUGUUAUUUCUCUGAUAAGUGUUACAGACAAAGACUCUGGAAUUAAUGGCAAAGUCGUUUGUAGCAUCUCAGGUGCUUUGCCAUUUGAGCUAAAGCCAUCUGUUGAAGAUAAUGUGUAUUCAUUAAUUACAAGUAAAACCUUAGACAGAGAGCUCAUAUCCCAUUAUGAUAUUUUAUUAACAGCUAAAGACAUGGGCCAACCUGCUUUCUCUUCUUUUAAAUCUCUGAAUGUGCAGAUAUCAGACAUAAAUGAUAACCUUCCACAAUUUCCUCAAAAUCCACUUGAACUUUACUUAAUAGAAAACAAUGUUCCAGGUUCUUCCAUAUUCUCUGUGAGCGCAAUUGACAAAGACCUGAACGAAAAUGCGGAAAUCACGUAUCAAAUCAUUAAAGGUGAAACGAGGUCUAAUGACGUGUGGUCAGUUUUGAAUAUAAAUACAGAGACAGGUGUUAUACAUGCACUUAAGAGCUUUGAUUUCGAAAUGACAAAAACGUUCCAGUUCCACGUGGUCGCUACCGAUUCUGGAUCUCCGUCACUAAGCAGCAACGUCACAGUAAAAGUGUUCAUUCUGGAUCAGAACGAUAACGUUCCAGUGAUCUUGUAUCCAGUCAGCGCUAACGAAUCUGUUAAAGGUGUAGAGGAGAUUCCCCGCAAUGUCAAAGCAGGACAUUUGGUGACUAAAGUGAGAGCCUAUGACGCCGAUAUAGGAUACAACGGCUGGUUAUUAUUUUCACUGCAGGAAGUGAGUGACCACAGUCUCUUUGGUUUGGACCGAUAUACAGGACAGAUAAGGACCCUUCGACCUUUUACAGAAACAGACGAGGCAGAACAUAAACUGGUCAUACUGGUCAAAGACAAUGGAAACGUUUCACUUUCAGCAACGACGACUGUGAUUAUCAAACUUGUGGAGCCCAAAGAGGCCUUUGCAGCUUCUGAUGUUAAAAAUGCAGUAAAAGAAGAGGGAGAACAUAACGUUACAUUUUAUUUGAUAAUUACAUUGGGGUCUGUUUCAUUUCUUUUUAUCGUAAGUAUCAUCGUGCUGACUGUAAUGCAGUGCUCCAAAUCUACAAACUAUUCUUCCAAAUAUUUACAAGAUACAAAUUACGACGGGACGCUGUGCCACAGCAUCCAAUACAGAUCCGGAGAUAAACGCUACAUGUUAGUUGGACCCAGAACGAGUGUCGGUUCUACUAUAGUUCCAGGCAGUAAUGCGAAUACUCUGGUGAUUCAAGAUCACAGGAGGAGAACUUCUAUUGAGGUAAGUGGAUUCGAAGUAAUAACUGCAACGUUUUUAGCCUUUAUUAUUUAA